This is a messenger RNA of Peronospora matthiolae, 1830 nucleotides long. Lineage: Eukaryota; Oomycota; Peronosporomycetes; Peronosporales; Peronosporaceae. The record is from the annotation of a GenBank genome assembly.
AUGGCAGAGGAGGAAGACGUUAGCGUCCACAGCCGCCUCAUCGGCGAGUCAGACGUGCUAGCAUCCGUGACGAGUGAGUACCUGGACGAGCAUGCGAACAAGAAGGAAGCACCAGGAGCUACAGUUUGUCAGGGACGCGUGUUCAUGACCACGUUCCGCUUCCAGUUCGUGCCGGACGAGCGCGACUUGGACUGCGUGCGACGUCAUCUGCUGGACAGGACGGACGACGAGAUUGAGAGUUUCUUUCUUAUACCUUUGGGUUGCAUCGCUUCGAUCAAGAAGAAGAACCUGAUUGUGGAGAUUCUCACGAAAGACAUGCGGCAAUUGUUGUUCCGGUUCGAUGCUGUGGAAGUCACCAAGAUUUUCUCCGUAUUGACGACGUACGUGUUUCCAGAUAAAAUCGAGUUUUUAUUCGCUUUUUAUCACAGAUUGUCCGAUAAUAUGCUGGAGGAAGAACCGCUGCUGCCUUGUGCCCUGGAUUGGGACGUCUAUAACGAUCAGACUGAGUGGAAGAGGCAGGGUGUGCUUGAAAGUGAAAAGUGGAGAGUCUCGCACUGCAAUGACGGCUUUGCUGCAAUUGAAACGUACCCGGAACGUCUCGUUGUUCCAGCUGACGUGACAGAUGAGGUGCUUCUAGACGCGAUGAACUUUCGCUCUCUCGGUCGUAUCCCUUGCCUGACAUGGCUAAAUGGGGUCAAUGGGGCGUCUUUGUGUCGAUCAAGCCAACCGAAGGUUGGAAUGUCAAAGGCGACGUCGCCCGCUGAUGAAAGCUUGGUUGCUGCAAUCGCCUCAUCAAGUUUUCUGCAGAACCAAGUACAAAUCAUUGAUUGCAGGCCGAUGUCAAGCGCACUGGCCAAUCGUGCAAAAGGAUAUGGCGUCGAGAGCACUGUCAAUUAUAAGAGUAGCUCUGUGAGCUUUAUGGAGAUCCCCAACAUUCAUUCUAUGAGAGAAAGCAUGAAAAAAUUGCGGGCGCUCUGUUCGUCGCCUUCGUGUGACAAUAUGCGGUGGCUCGGCAGUAUCGAAGACACCAAGUGGCUGGUUUACAUCCGCCAACUACUAAAAACAGGUCUCCAUGUGGCAUCAUUGCUUCGAGCGGGAGAAUCGGUAUUACUGCAUUGUAGCCAUGGCUGGGAUCGAACGAGUCAGGUUGCGUCGCUCGCUCAAAUUUUCGUGGACCCGUACUUUCGAACCUGGAAAGGGUUUCAGGUACUGAUUGAGAAGGAAUGGCUUUCGUUCGGGCAUCCUUUUCAGCUUCGGCAUUCACACGGUGAGAAAGCCGAUACGCAGGAGUCGCCGAUCUUUGUCCAAUUUCUGGAUUGCAUAUCGCAGCUUGUUCGAAUCUAUCCUAGUUAUUUUGAAUUCAAUGAAGGGCUGCUGCUCCUGCUAGCUGAUGCUUUGCAUUCGUGUCGAUUUGGGACGUUCUUGUUUGAUUGCAAGAAACAUCGUCAUGAAGUUGAUUUGGAAAACAGGACCGCAUCUGUGUGGACCUGGGUGAAUGGUUUCCGGUCACAGCUCACAGAGCAGACAUACGUUCCGAAAAAGGUUUUGAGUCCGCCGUUGGCAGGCUUGUUAAAACGGGUCGCACUAUGGGAUGCCAUGUUCAUGCACUGGUCAGGCCAGCCGUUGCUACAAGAGCCCCCGAUCUCUACAAAUUUCUUUGCUGACAAUGCGCAACGCACACCAACUUGGCAGCUGCCGCAGCGCGUAGUCAAUGCCUUAAAUGUCGCGCUUACUCUCAAGUAUCGGGAAGCCCAGUUGAUCCAGGAACUCGAAGAGCGCAUUGUUACUUUAGAGGAGAAAAUACAUGGCCACAGGGGCUCAAGACAUUAG